AUGCAAUUUGAACGUCGUCUAUGCAGCAAAUCCUUUAAUCAAUCCUCUGAUCUAAGCAGACUCACUGAAACUAGAACAGGGGAAAAGAAGCAUGAAUGUAAUUUUUCUGAGAAAGUCUUCAGUUACUGCUCUGAGCUUAGACAUCAUGAGAGAACCCAAACAGGUGAGAAACAAAAUAAAUGCCAUGUGUGUGGGAAAGGCUUUAGGAAUUCUUACAACCUUAAAAUGCAUGAGAAAGUCCAUACUGGAGAGAAACCAUACAGAUGCCACUGGUGUGAGAAAGCCUUUUGUAAAUCAUACAGCCUUCAAAUGCAUGAGAAAAUUCACAAAGGAGAGAAACCAUACAAAUGCCAUGUGUGUGGGAAAGCUUUCAGCAAAUCAGUUCAUGUUAGACGUCAUCAGAUAACCCACACAGGGGAGAAACCAUACCAAUGUCAACUGUGUGGGAAAUCCUUUGGGCAAUCAUGCUACCUUAGAAUACAUGCAAGAAUCCACACUGGAGAGAAACCAUAUCAAUGCCAAUGUUGUGGGAAAUCCUUUGGCCAAUCAUGCCACCUUAAAAUACAUGAAAGAAUCCACACUGGAGAGAAACCAUAUCAAUGCCAAUUAUGUGGGAAAUCCUUUGGUCAAACAUGCUACCUUAAACUUCAUCAGAGGACACACACUGGAGAGAAACCCUAUCAAUGCCACAUGUGUGGGAAAUCCUUCAGUCAAUCGUGUUACCUUAAACCACAUCAGAGAAUCCACACUGGUGAGAAACCAUAUGAAUGCCAUGUAUGUGGGAAAGCCUUCAGUCUAUCAUCUGGCCUUAGACACCAUGAGAAAACACAUAUUGGAGACAAACAAUACAAAUGUCACCUAUGUGGAAAAGCUUUCAGUACAUGUUCUGGCCUGAGACACCAUGAGAAAACACAUACUGGAGAGAAACCAUACAAAUGCCCUGUGUGUGGGAAAGCCUUCAGUCGAUCAUCUGGCCUCAGAGUUCAUGAGAGAACACACACUGGAGCAAAAUAA
This is a messenger RNA of Marmota flaviventris (yellow-bellied marmot), 1014 nucleotides long. NCBI's taxonomy places the organism in Eukaryota, Metazoa, Chordata, Mammalia, Rodentia, Sciuridae. The record is from RefSeq and is a predicted model, not a curated record.